Molecule: messenger RNA, 528 nt
Organism: Linum trigynum
Lineage: Eukaryota; Viridiplantae; Streptophyta; Magnoliopsida; Malpighiales; Linaceae
Source: the annotation of a GenBank genome assembly
AUGAUAGAAAAGAGUGAGGAGCAUGACAGGUGCAAGGUCGUGAAUUCCAGGAGUAGACCUUUGGAGAAUACUGUUGAAGAGGUGCUAGAUCAACUUAAAACAGAGAUGGUGGAAGACCAAUCUCUAGAAAAGGACCAGGUCGAGCCACAAGUGGAGAAAACUGGAGAGAUGUGUGAAGAAGAUCCUAAAGAGAAGAAUAGAUUUGAGGUGGUGGAGAAUGAAGCAGAGAAGACUGUAGAGACACCGGUCGAGGAGGUGUUUGAGCCGACAGUCCCUAUGGUGAUACACUAUACAGACCCAGAUACCACUUUUGAGGACAUUAUGCAGAUAGCUCAUGAGGAUACUACAACUGCUAAUGCCGAGGAAGAAGACCCACCGACAAGGGAGGAAGUUCUAGAGACGACUACUCAUGAUGUGGUGGAGUCGUUCUCCCAACUUGCAGAGAUGGGAAUGUUGCCUACAGACGAGGAGUUGGUAGAAGAGGCUUGUAAUAGCGCUGAGGAGUCCAGAUGUGAUUAUCACGCAUGA